Messenger RNA from Spinacia oleracea (spinach), 6225 nucleotides. RefSeq lists its product as uncharacterized. The transcript is spliced from 8 exons. Lineage: Eukaryota; Viridiplantae; Streptophyta; Magnoliopsida; Caryophyllales; Amaranthaceae. Gene Ontology annotation, cellular component: nucleus. Gene Ontology annotation, molecular function: transcription corepressor activity. The record is from RefSeq and is a predicted model, not a curated record. Gene Ontology annotation, biological process: negative regulation of DNA-templated transcription; regulation of transcription by RNA polymerase II. The coding region runs from base 501 to 5729 and encodes 1742 amino acids.
AGGAGAAAUUUUGAACACGAUAACAAUGGCAUAAACAAUUACACAACGUAGCCUUACCCUUGGUUUGGCACCUUUUUGUAUUUGUUUCUGUAAAAAAUACCAACACAAAUACAAUCCAAAAUUUCCAAAAAAAACUGCAAAAAGCACUCUCUUUUUACGCACCAUAGAAGCUUGUUCGUGUUUUUCCCCCUCUCUCUCCUCCUCCAUCUGCCUUUUGGUUCGAUCGCUUCGUCGGAAAAUCGAUUGUUACUUGCCAAUUGAUUUCCUCUUCGAUUUUUGCAGUUUUAACUAAGGUACGAAUUUCUUCAUUUCUGCAAAAAAAUUAGGGUUUAUGGGUGCAAUUAGGUAUAGAUCUAAGGUUUCAUGCUUGUUGAAUUAGUUUGUAAGGCUCCAAUUUCGGCUCUCUGGAGCGUAAAUUUGGGCUUGUUGGUGAAUAUGAUUGGAAUUUCGAUGUGAAAAUUGGGAUUUUUGUGGGGUUCAGGUGAUGGUUUGUUGAUGAAAUGGAGGGAAGAAAUCGUAGUGGGAGUCAUUCAGGUGGUGUGGUGAAGAAUAGGGGAUCAUCAGGUUGUUUGAUUAUAAAGAAAAAGGCUGAUGGGGGUAGUGGGGUGGGAUCUUCGAAAGGUCGAAAGCUCCCUGAAUCAAAAGAGAAGAAAAGGUCUAGGUUGAAUGCCAGUGAGUCAGUGUCGAGUGAUGAAGAGCUUCUGGAAUUCUAUCCAAGGCGUGGUGUGUCAGGAAUGAAUCAAGUAAGUGGUGGUGCUUCAUUUGGUUAUGAGAGUAACGAUUUUGAGGAUGUGAGUUUUGGUAGGAAUGGGUUGAUGAGGGAGGCAGGGCCAAAGCGUAGCAAACUUGAUGUUUAUGAUUUUGAUGAGUAUGAUGAUUUAAGUGAUGCUGAAAUGAUGAGAAUGAGGCAUUAUCAUGACCAAGGGAUUGGGGGCGAGGAGAGAAGGUUUAUAAGGGCGAUGCCAGGGAUGAAUAAUGGUAGUGGGUUAGAUUUCGAAAGUGGUCCAAGUAAGGGUGAUAUUAUUUACACGAGAAGGAAUUCGUUCCAUGGGGGUUCCAGUAGUAAAAAGAUUAAUGGGGGUGAUUUAUAUUCUGGUAAGAGAAGGUUUGAGAUGAGCAGUGAGCUUCCUGUUUCCAUGGGGAAAGAGAAACUUGGUGGGUCUGAUGAAGCUAUUAGACUACAGGGCAAGAACGGUGUUCUUAAAGUGAGGGUCAAGCACAAGGAGGAGAUCAGUGAACAAUUCUCAAAAAAGUACGUGCAUGUCAAAGGAAAUAAUGUAGCUCUUAGGUCCCAAGAACCAGCUUCAAAGAACAUUGUCGCCCGUCCUUCACCAUAUUCAGAAAAGAAUGUGUCCAAAAAGCCAAUUGCAGUUGAUAGGUUAGACAAAACUCAACGGAAAAAGCGGAAACCACCUGAGAGCAGUGAGGAGAGUGAUGAAGAAGCCAACGAUAGUGACUCAUCUCCAAAGUUGCAAACUGACUGUGUUCAAGUUCAUCGGUCCAUGAAAAGAGGGAGGAGUGGAGGAAGUACAGAGUCGCCUCAAAGUGCCCAGCCAAUCAAGCUGAAGGAAGGGAAAGUCAAGCGUGGCAGUGGCACGGAAAAGCAGUUGUUACGUGAGAAAAUAAGGAACAUGCUUCUUACUGCAGGCUGGACAAUAGAUUAUAGACCUAGGCGGGGCCGAGACUACUCUGAUGCAGUUUAUGUUAAUCCUACAGGCACAGCUUACUGGUCAAUUAUAAAAGCUUAUGAUGCUUUACAAAAGCAACUUGAGGAAGAAGGGAACAGCAUAAAAGUUGGUGAUGACUGCCCUUCAUUUGCUCCAAUAUCAGAGAAUGUACUGAGUAAAUUGACGAGGCAAACCCGAAAGAAGAUGGAGAAGGAACUGAAAAGGAAGAAAAGGGAGGAAGCAGGGGGUAAAAGAAAGAAAGAAUUCACCAGUGGCAGCUUUGAAGAGGAUGAGUCAGAUACUGACAGUGGAGGCAGUGGAAGACAAGAUGACAAGUUGAGUUCAUUCAUGAAACGCAGUGGCAAAUCCUUAAAAGGUGCAUCAAAAGAAUCCUGCAGGGAUAGAAGUAAUUCAAACAGUAAAAUGCAGGAAAGGGGUGAAAAGUCAUCCUCCAUGUCCAAUUCUAAGUUCAUUCAUGCAAGGAAAAGUAAAAAGAUUGGCAGGUGUACGUUGCUGGUUCGUAACUCUGGGAAGGGGCUGAGUUCUGAGAGUGACGGCUUCAUUCCAUACACAGGGAAACGCAAUUUGCUGUCCUGGUUGAUUGACUCUGGAACUGUGAAUCUGAGUGAGAAAGUGCAUUACAUGAACCGUAGAUGCACAAGAGUCAUGCUUGAGGGUUGGAUCACAAGGGAAGGAAUUCAUUGUGGCUGUUGUAGUAAAAUUCUCACUGUUUCGAAGUUUGAGAUUCAUGCAGGAAGCAAACUCCGUCAACCAUACCAAAACAUAUAUUUGAGCUCCGGGGCUUCCUUGAUGCAGUGCCAGGUAGAUGCGUGGAACAGACAAAAGGAUUCUCUACGUAAUGGCUACAAUAAAAUAAAUAUUAAUGGGGAUGAUCCUAAUGAUGACACCUGUGCAAUAUGUUGUGAUGGUGGGAAUUUGAUUUGUUGUGACAGCUGUCCAUCAACAUUUCAUCAAAGCUGCUUAGGCAUUGAGAAGCUUCCCCCUGGCGACUGGCACUGCCCACAUUGUUCAUGUAAAUUCUGCGGUCUUGCAGACAUGAGUGUCACCGGGGAAAAUAACAAAAGACAGGACCCAGUGCUCACUUGCAGUUUCUGUGAGGGAAAAUAUCAUUGCUCUUGUGUGGAGGGGAUGGAUGGUACUCUUAUUAACUUGAACAGCCCUCCUUUUUGUGGGAAGACAUGUCAAGAGCUGUCUGAGCACUUUCAGAAGCUUCUUGGGGUCAAACAUGAAAUGGAGGCAGGAUUGUUUUGGUCUCUUAUUCACCGGACAGAUCUAGAUUCUGACACUUCUGUUCGAGGCUACCCACAAAGGGUGGAAUGGAACUCGAAGCUGGCUGUUGCACUGAAUGUUAUGGAUGAAUGUUUUAUGCCCAUAGCUGACAGGAGAAGUGGGAUCAAUAUGAUUCAAAGUGUUCUCUACAAUAGUGGGUCAAAUAUUGCUAGACUUGAUUACAGUGGCUUUUACACUGCUAUACUGGAGAAGGGUGAUGAAAUUAUAGCUGCAGCUUGUAUCAGAAUACGCAGUACACAGUUUGCAGAGAUGCCAUUCAUUGGAACUCGUCACAUCUAUAGGCGUCAAGGGAUGUGCCGUCGACUUUUCUCAGCCAUUGAAGCGGCUCUCCGCUCGCUUAAAGUUGAGAAACUUGUAAUUCCCGCCAUCUCGGAGUUGAUGGAUACCUGGACUACUAUUUUUGGCUUCAGUUCUCUUGAGGAGUUGGAUAAGCAAGACAUGAAGCUAGGAAACGUGUUGGUGUUUCCAGGAACUGAUAUGCUCCAAAAGAAGCUAUUGAAUCAAGACAGCAUUAAUAGAGACUUAUCAGUGACAGGUGCUGAUUCAUUUGAAACCGAUCAGGAGGCCUCAGUCAUGCUUGGUUUGAGAAAGAAAUCUGAUAUUGACGUCCCUCCUGGGAAUCGCAGUGUUGCUCCAGAACCAGAGAAUGAGGAGAUGAAAGGAAAACCUGUUACUGAGGUUUGUUCUCAAGAUACAGUUUGCACAGAUGAUAAUUCACUUCACAGUGCUCCUGCAGAAUUCUGUGAAGAAGCCAAGGCUUCUUUACCUACUGAGAGAGAGGAGAUGAAAGAAACUUCUGUUACUGAUUUUGGUUCUCAAGAAAUGAUUGUAGACGAAAAUUCUUUGCAUAGUGCUUCUCUAGAUUGUGGUGGAGAAGUUAAGCCUUCUUUGCCUACAUCUUCUCCGCAUGAUUCCAUUGGAAAAAAGCCUUCUUUGUAUGCUGCUUCUGCAGCUGUUUCCAUUGAAGUUAAGCCACUAGUUUCAAAUGAAGGUGUCAUUGAGACUACAAGCUCUGAACUGCAGUUGGACACUGAGUUCAUUGAGUCUGCUGGUGAUGUGAAGGAUCACUUUCUUGCCGAUGCAAGUGCAGCUUACAAUGACAAUAUGCCUUCUUUGCAAAAUGCUUCUGUAGCUGUGCCUGUGUCCGAUGAAGUUAAGCCACUAGUUUCAGAUGAGGGAAGUCUUGGCUUUACAGCAGCUGAACUGCAGUUGGACACCAAGUUCUUCGAAUCUGCUGGUGAUGUAAAAGUAAAAGAUCACAUUUUUGCAGAGGCAAGUGAGGGAAGUUUCUUUGAUAGCUCUGCUUCAAGACAAAAUGUUGGGGAAUCUGCUGACUGUAAAUCGACACAAGGACGCAACGUGGAUUUUGCUGAAUCAGGGUCACCAUCUGCAGAUUGUACGUUAGGUGAUACUUCUCUUAAUGGUCUGUUAAAUGGGUUCGCUAGGAGUGAUAAUGAAACCCAGAGAGAUGGGAUUUUAUAUUCUGAAACUGAAUCUGCUGCUUUUGGGAAAGAUCACUCUUUAUUUGAAACAUCUCAUAUUUUUGUUGUAACGGAUAAACCUAUGAUAGAUCCCACAGCUGAAAACAAUAUUUCUCACACUCCUGAAGUUCAAGCAGAUGAUACUUAUACAACCCCAGCUGAAACUGAUAUUUGUUCUGGUUCAGAAUCCUUGCAUGUUUCCGACAAUGCUGAUCUAGAUGCAGCUUAUGAACCAAAGAUCCAUGUUUCUGGAAAUCCUGCUUCUUAUGGGAAAGAUCACCCUUCAUCAGAAGCAUCUCAUGUUGAUGUUGUAAUGGAAAAACCUAUUGUAGAACCUACAGCUGAAGAUAAUAUUUGGCAUCCUCCAGAAGUUCAGGCGAUUGAUGCUCAUAUAGUCCCAGCUGAAACUGAUUAUUGUUCUGGCCCAAAACCCUUGCAUGUUUUUGACAAUACUGAUCGAGAUGCAGGUCACGAACCAAAGAUCCAUGUUUGUGGAAAUGCUGCUGCUUAUGAGAAAUAUCAGUCUUUAUCAGAAGCAUCUCAUGUCGAUGCUGUAAUGGAGAAACCUGUUGUAGAACCUACAGCUGAAGAUAAUAUUUGGCAUCCUCCAGAAGUUCAGGCGAUUGAUGCUCAUAUAGUCUCAGCUGAAACUGAUAUUUGUUCUGGUUCAGAAUCCUUGCAUGUUUCUGACAAUGCUGAUCUAGAUGCAGCUCAUGAACCAAAGAUCCAUGUUUCUGGAAAUGCUGCUUCUUAUGGGAAAGAUCACCCUUCAUCAGAAGCAUCUAAUGUUGACGUUGUAAUGGAAAAACCUACUGUAGAACCUUCAGCUGUAGAUAAUGGUCGUAAUUCUCCAGAAGUUGAAGUAGAUGAUGCUCAAGUUGUCCCAGCUGAAAUUGAUAUUUGUUCUGGUUCACAAUCCUUGUGUGUAUCUGAAAAUACCAAUCAAGACGCAGAGCAUGGACCAAAGAUCCAUGUUAUGGAGUGUUCUGAGAUCAUAAAAGCAUUUCCUGUUGAUGACAAGGCAUGCAAAUCUCCACAAAACACAAGUCAUGUUUCAACAGAGAAGCCUCAGCUUAAUUCAUUUGGUGGAAUUAAUGAGCAGCCAAGUUUAGAUGGUGAAGUGCAGCAUGUGGAAGUUGGCAAUGGAAAUGUCCAAUCAAUGAAUAAAUUUUCAUGUGAAGUUUCUGAUAAUGUUGUUGAUGCAAACACUCCUGUUUCUGAUGAUGGCGGCAUUGGAGUUACGGGCUUGUUGCAUGAGCAUGGUAUUUGAUGUGAGUUGCUCCUGCUAGAAUGACGUUGAGGUAAGAUAGACAUGACUGUAGAAUGUGCAUAUGCUGAUGCUAGUGUGCUCCAACUGAAUGAGGAUGAAGAUUUGGUACAAGUUUUGAAAUUGACAUGUUCCCAUCAUUUUCAAUGUGGUUGGGGAUGUUUGUCCCUGAACUGGUAUUGUAUCCCUAGUCCACUUGAUUACAAGGCUAUGCUGCUCAACAACUCUCAAUGUGCCGAUGAUGUUUAUUUAUUCGGUGCUAGAAAUUUUUGGAUAUGGAGCUUUCUGCACUAGAUAUUGUCUGUUAAGCCGAUGUAACUUUGUCAAUGUGUAUAAAUUAUAGAUCAAGGGCGGGUAUCAUAUGUAAUUUGUGUAAUUUGUGUCGGUUCAUUGAAUGACAGCAAUUGCUGCAAUUCAUUCGUAACGUUAAAUUCGAAUAUGAAUUAUCAUCAAUUCAUGAAAUCAAUUAGGUAACAUGAUUGUCCUACCAAUUUUCUGA